CUUCUCCUCAAAGUAAUGUCUGAUCCAGCUUGUAUCCUCAACAAUGGAUAUGUCGACUACUAUGACUAUAGAUUCAACUAUUCCACUUCUCUCUCACACAUCUACGACUCUCAUGGCAGCUUCUAUUACCCUCAUAAUACCACAAACCCAAUCAUCAACACGGAAAAACCUAAUUCUACUUUACCCGACUCUCCUCCACUCAGAGAAGCUCUUCCUCUCCUUAGCUUAAGCCCCAUUCAUAAGAAUCAAGAACCUAUUGUUCAUCCUCAUGAGUUCUAUUUCAUGGAGACGACCGAAACUUCUUCUAACUCAAACUGUCUUGACCAUGAUCUUGAUCAAAGUCAUCAUCAUGAUGUAACCGUGGAUCUUCAUCUAGGGUUAGCAAACCUCAGCGGCGACGCUAUUGCCUACGGUGGUGGUGGGAGCAGCAGCAGCGAUGUCAUCCUUGAUUCUACCGACCAAGAGCAUCAUCAUGAUCAUCAUCAGGAUCGUCAUCAAGAUCAAGGAGCAGAAGUUACACUUGCUUCUGAUCAUGAUGAUGGUUAUGGUGGUGUACAAAGGGGUAAUCAUCAUCAUCACUAUUGGAUCCCUACUCCUUCUCAGAUUCUGAUGGGUCCUACACAGUUCUCUUGUCCUCUAUGCUUCAAGACCUUCAACAGAUACAACAACAUGCAGAUGCACAUGUGGGGACAUGGAUCACAAUACAGAAAAGGACCGGAGUCACUUAGAGGGACACAACCAACUGCAAUGCUCAGGCUGCCUUGCUACUGCUGCGCACCAGGCUGCAAGAACAACAUAGACCACCCGAGGGCAAGGCCGCUUAAAGAUUUCCGUACGCUUCAGACACAUUACAAGCGGAAACACGGUGCGAGGCCAUUUGCUUGUCGUAGAUGUGGAAAGGCUUUUGCAGUCAAAGGAGACUGGAGGACGCACGAGAAGAACUGUGGGAAGCUUUGGUAUUGCUCAUGUGGCUCGGAUUUCAAGCACAAGAGGUCGCUUAAGGACCACGUCAAGGCCUUUGGGGAUGGCCAUUUUCCUUGUUUUGGCAUUGAUUGCUCCGGCGAUCAUGAGGACGAGGAUGCUGCUUCUGAUGUCGAACAGCAAGAAUGA
This is a messenger RNA of Eutrema salsugineum, 1110 nucleotides long. RefSeq names its product zinc finger protein WIP4. The record is from RefSeq and is a predicted model, not a curated record. NCBI's taxonomy places the organism in Eukaryota, Viridiplantae, Streptophyta, Magnoliopsida, Brassicales, Brassicaceae. Gene Ontology annotation, biological process: regulation of gene expression; anatomical structure development. Bases 16 to 1110 code for a protein of 364 amino acids. The transcript is spliced from 2 exons. Gene Ontology annotation, molecular function: DNA-binding transcription factor activity. Gene Ontology annotation, cellular component: nucleus.